AUGGACGCAAACCUGUGCCCAAUAGAUCGCCCACCACUGUUACGAAAACAGCAUGGACAGAUUGAAAUUCAACAACUUGAUUCCCCACAGGUUAUAACCAACAAGAAGGUGAUCCAGAAGGCACGCGCACAGACCAUCGCCAAGCUCGUCCAGAAGCUGCGAAAGACCAAAGAUGUUCUGGCCAAAAAUCCGGACAGUGAAAAGGAGAAGAUUCGUCUGCGCAAAAACAGCGAAUGCCUUUCCCAGUUGAAGGCGCUGAAAUGUCUGGACAUAGUGCGUCAAUCGCUCCUCCAAGAGGGCACAAAUCCAAAUGCAGUGAUCGCCAACGAGCGCUCUACUCCGGAUGAACUGGGCAUCGCCAUGCUGCGGCUAAACAAAUUGAUGCACGGACUGGUGGACACUUUCGUGGAGACCCUCAAGCUGACCACCGAUAAGGAGGCCAAGUGGCGGGAGGAGAUCCUGGAGACGAGCAAGCGACGGGUCAAAAUAGAACGCACUGAGGAGCGAAAGAGGAAACGCAAGGAGCUCAAGGAGCAGAAGGCUCAGACCAAGAACAGAUUAGAGUGGUUGGAGCAGAACAAAGUACCCGGAGCAGAGGUUCCACCAACGGCAGCGGAGGAUACAUCUACUAUAGAAGGAGCCCAGGUGGAAAAGCAAGAGACUUCCGAGAUUGAGACUCCAGCCAAAACAGAGAAACCUACAGCUCUUAACAAAGAGAAAAAGGACAAGAAAGUGGCCAAUAAGGAGAAGAACCUAAGGAAAGACAAACCUUUUUCCAAAAAAGAUGAGAUGCCUGGACCAGCGACUCCUAAGCCAGUUUUCAACAAGGAAUCCGUUGAGAAAGUUAAUGAAAAUAGCACAAAACCCCAAAAAGAAGUCAAACCAAAAGAACCCAAACCAAAACCCGUGGAAAGAAAGCCAGCCAAGGAACAGAAGCCCAAACCUCGACCAGAAAGGCAGCCUAGCAUUGAGGAAGAUGAAGAGGAACCCACUCCUGACAGCAAUCGUCCCACACAUGUGGUCGAUCCCUUCUUCAUCACGGAAUCUGGACAGCCCUACUUGUCCACCGCGGUGGUUCUUUCCGGGGACAAUGACAGCGAAGCUGAAGAGGAACAAAAACCACCGCCAGUCAAAAAGUUCCGCCACGAAGAGCGACGGACAAAUACAUACCGUGAAAGACCCGAGAGACAGCAAGAGUUCAAAGCGAAAAAGCCAACUGACGACCGUCAUCCCUCCUGGCUGGCCAAGCAGCAGCAGAAGCCCAUCAUCGGUGACUUUAAGGGCAAGAAGAUCACAUUCGGCGAUGAUGGUCAGGCGGCCGAAAUCACUGCUCCCAAAAUCAAUCAUUCAACUGCGACCGCACCUCCUUCAUCCACCGACGGCAUGCAUCCGUCUUGGGUGGCCAAACAGAAGUUCAAGCCCAAAAUCGCCGCCUUUCAGGGCACCAAGAUUAAGUUUGACGAUGAAUAAAGAAUGUUAAUAGUA
This is a messenger RNA of Drosophila takahashii, 1485 nucleotides long. The record is from RefSeq and is a predicted model, not a curated record. NCBI's taxonomy places the organism in Eukaryota, Metazoa, Arthropoda, Insecta, Diptera, Drosophilidae.